GAAAUCACAUGAGCAGAAAUAAUCCUAGAACUGGAGUUUGUGUCUAUUACUGCAAGAAUGGUGAAUAUCAAGACAGUUUAUUUUCUCUUUCUGACUUUAAUUCAGGUUUAUUUAGCUGCUCAAGCAGAUUAUGCUCCCUUUUUCUUUGAUAAUGGACCUUACAGUAACAAUGGAAACAUGGCUUUAAUUAGUCUUUCAGAAGAUUUGCCCAUAGGUACUCAAGUGUAUAUAUUGAAUGGAACUGAUCCCGAAGGUGAUUCGGUGACAUUUGGUAUAUCUUUUGAACCAGGAAAGAAGGAAUACUUUAAGGUGGAUCCUCAAUCUGGAAAUGUAACUUUAAUAAGAGAACUUGACAGAGAGGAGGAGGAUGAAAUUGAAGUUCUUGUUAGUAUUUCUGAUAGCCAGAAUAAGGUUGUUGAAAAAAUAAGAAUAUUUGUCACAGAUACCAAUGAUGAAACACCACACUUUGGCAACAUAUCCUUUAUAGUGGAUGUACCGGAGGACAAACCUUCAGGAAGCAGCAUAUUCAAGUUUAAUGCAGUGGAUAAAGAUACAGGCUCUGGAGGAAGUGUCACUUAUUCACUGCAGAAUGUUCAGACAAGUAAAUUUGCUAUUGAUAGGCACAGUGGGGUGCUCCGAAUCAAGCGAGGAGAAACAUUAGACUUUGAAAAAUCGAGGACACAUUUUGUAACGGUGAUAGCCAAGGAUGGUGGUGGGAAAUACAAGGGAAAGGAAAAAGUGCAUUCAUCUUCAACCACCAUAACGAUCAAUGUAAUUGAUGUCCAGGACACACCACCAUUUUUCAUUGGCACACCAUAUUAUGGAUAUGUAUAUGAGGACACAUUUCCUGGAUCUGAAGUUUUUACACUUACAGCCCAUGAUGGAGACAGAGGAAACCCUAACAGUAUCAACUAUUCAAUUAUCGAUGGAAGUGAUGGGUCAUUUGUUAUAAGUAACACAAAUGGUUCUGUUAUUGUUCUUGAUGACCCCAUCCAUCUCAAGAAAGAGCUGUAUGAACUUAAAAUACAGGCUACAGAGAUUGACCCAGAUGGGAAGCUGGGUGCUCACUGCACAACAACUUUGACCAUCCGAGUAGUGGAUUUGAACAACCACCCUCCAACGUUUUAUGGAGAGAAUGGACCUCAGAGCAAGUUUGAACUUAACAUGUAUGAACAUCCACCAGAAGGAGAGAUAUUAAGAGGCCUAAAAAUUACAGUUAAUGAUUCUGAUCAGGGUGCUAAUGCUAAAUUUAACUUGAGGUUGGUGGGCCCUGGUGGUAUUUUUAGAGUUGUCCCACAGACUGUACUGAAUGAAGCACAAGUUACAAUAAUAGUUGAAAAUUCAGCUGCAAUAGACUAUGAAAAGUACCAGCUUUUAGCAUUCAAGCUUCUAGCUGUUGAAAUUGAAACCCCGGAAAGGUUCAGUUCUACAGCUGACAUUAUCAUACAUCUGCUGGAUACCAAUGAUAACAUUCCUAAAUUUUCCUCAGACUACUACAUUGCUAGAGUUCCUGAAAAUUCCCCUGGAGGUUCCAAUGUAGUUUCUGUGACAGCUGCUGAUCCAGACUCUGGUUUAUGGGGAGAGGUCAAGUAUUCAAUCUAUGGCUCUGGAUCCGAUUUAUUUCUUAUUCAUCCCUCAACAGGUAUCAUUUACACACAACCAUGGGCCUCACUUGAUGCUGAAGUGAAAUCAAAGUACAAUUUCUAUGUGAAGGCAGAAGAUACAGAAGGGAAGUAUAGCUUGGCAGAGGUGUUUGUCACAGUACUGGAUAUGAAUGACCACUGUCCUGAGUUUAACGACAAUAUUUUUGAAAAAACAAUGAUUAUUGGGGCACCAGUAAAAGUAGAGGCUGUAGAUUAUGAUGCUGAGGAGCCAAAUAAUGUUGUUGAAUAUUCCAUAAUGCAAACUGAUCCGGAUAAUAUUUUUGACAUAAAUGCAGCAACUGGGGAAAUCAAGCUGAAGCCUUACAUUAAAUCACUGGAUAUUGUCCAAAAUAUUACAAAACAAAAGGACUGCAAAUGGUCUGUAGUGAUUCAAGCUAAAGACAGAGGGUCACCAUCCUUUAGUACUACAGCAGUGGUGAAGAUCGAUAUCACAGAAGAGACUCGGCUCAGGGGCCCUAUGGCAGCAUUUUUAUUGCAAAGUAGAGAUAACCCUUUGAAAGCCCUAGGUGUGCUUGCUGGGGUCAUUUGCUUUAUGGUAAUCAUUACAGUCCUGAUCUCGACAGCCAUGUUCUUACGCAACAAAAAAUCCAACAGGAUCACUCCUGCCCGUCGCAUUAUCAAGAAAAGACCCAAAGACCAACACCCAAGGACAGCCAGAACAGCGUGGUUCAAGUUACGUCGUGCCAGCAACCUCUCAGAGAAGUUUAUAAUUACAGAUCAUGAUCAGAACUGUGAAAACCUUAACUCCAAUAACAAUGUUGAACUGCCAGCUCCACCUCCACCCUGUGCCCCUGUGUUGCCCCCUCCAACAAAGUACUUGGUCAACCCCAACAAAAUAGAGUUGCAUCUGCCCACUGUUUCAGGAGCGGUGGCCUCCAAAACUAAUACACAGUCACUUCAUAGCAAAAAUCCCAACAUCAGCACAGCUUUAGUGUCUGAACUCAAGGUGAAGCUUGAGAAAAAAAUGAUGGAUGCCAACACAUACCAUAUUUAGAUAUCUAUUUACCGUUCAAAUUUUACAGGUUUCUAAAAAUAAAGUCAACAGCUGUCAGCUUUGUUAAUGUCCUUCAGUUUGCAAAUGUGAACAUUGCCCUUGUGCUUACUUUACAUUUUUAAAAUCUAUUUCAAUGCAAACAAGCUGCAGCAAGAUUGGGAUCUUUACGACAACUUGUCUUGUGGAGUGUGGUUGAUUUUCAACUAAAGAAAUAUAUGAUAAAUCUAAUUAGCCUUAUACAGUAUGAACAAUACACUGUGUUAACUGAAUUUCUGCUCAUGCUGUUCAUUCAGCAUUGAUUUGUUGGUUUGGCACUGACUUGGCUCCUUGAAACUAGCUGUAUUUUUGGAACAAUACAGAUUGAAAUAUUUUGUAAAAUUAUUUUGAACAAUGCUACAUUUUCCUUCAAAGUCUUAUCAGUAACUACAUGAGUGAACCAAUUUGUAUGGCAAACAUCCUGAAAUAUAAAGAAAAUUGCCUGCACCCUGACCUAAGUAGAGUAAUUUUUUUCCUUUGAAAUAUUUUUGCAUACCAGGACCAAAGAGGAAAAUACAUUUCUGGCUUUUAUUCUUUAUAAGCUUUAAUAUUAAAUCAGAAAAAAAAUCAAUAUACACUCACAUGGAUAUUCAUAUUGAGGGAUUUACGUAAAUGCAUUGAAAUAUGGAAAGCAUGAGCUACAGUAGUUGAAAAGGAAGCUCAUUUUUGAUGGACUUCUGUAUCUCAAGUGAAGAACUGGAAACUUAAUAGAUUUGUCUUUUUGAAAAGAAGCAUUUAUUUAUAAAAUUCAAAAUGUACAUUUUCAAAAGGGUUAUUAAACUCUUGUAUAGCUUAGUUUUGUUUUUGAAUAUGGUGUUUUGUUGUGUUUUACUGAUAAAUGUGUAUUUUGAACGUUGCAUUAUAAAGAAACAUUGCAGAUUCCAAAAAUUCAGUUGUUCACAACAGUGCCAUGAUCUGGGAUAAAGCAUAAUCAAGAGACAGGACAAACAAAAUGCCCUUGUUUGAAACAGGUAGGCAGAGAUUUUCUCUUGUCCUUCACUUUCUUCCAAAGGUUUUGACUCUGCUAUACUUAUUUUCUAGUUAAUAUUUUAGUUGCUGUUUUAAUCGGUACAUUUCUAAAGAGCUCAUAAAGUAAAUGUUGCUAGGUUCUAUUAGAAUGCGUACCUUCUGUAAAAGACUCUUCAUGCUAGUGUAGCAAAUCAGUGGUCUGCAUGUUUAUCUAACAAAAUCCCACAGCCCCAACAACUCUGUAACAUGCUGUUCUCCAUUAACUUCAAACAAUACCCUUCUUCAGCAAACACGUUCUGCAAAAUAUUUUCUUUUUAAAUAAAUUGGUUUCCAUACUAUGCUCGGUUUUCAACCCUCAAGUACUGUUUGUGGGUGCUGGAUUAGUGUACUCUCAGUCUGAACUGGAUGGAAGUGGCCUAUUCAUUUAUAUUAUAUUAUUUGUUUUAAGCAUCUGUUUGUAGUAAUUACGUAUUAGGUUAUUAAGAAAAUGUCAGUUCUCCUAAUGAAGAUUUGUAUAUAAACUUUGGAUCAAAAUUAUGUUGAAUAAACAAUCAUACAAUAUCAUCCUUGGAACUUUGUUUAUUUGUGAGCUUGCUGCAUUCUGACAGCCAAUUAACUUGCUGCUGGACAGCACUAAUGCCUUUACAAGUGCUUUCAAGGUAUGGCGUGUUCAUCCACAGGUAACCAAUGUAACAACGCUAAAAAUGGUGAGAUGUGCUCAAAUUUUCUUUUUCUAGUUAAGA
Messenger RNA from Polypterus senegalus (gray bichir), 4406 nucleotides. RefSeq names its product cadherin-related family member 1a (gene cdhr1a). The record is from RefSeq and is a predicted model, not a curated record. NCBI's taxonomy places the organism in Eukaryota, Metazoa, Chordata, Cladistia, Polypteriformes, Polypteridae. The transcript is spliced from 17 exons. Gene Ontology annotation, molecular function: cadherin binding; calcium ion binding. Gene Ontology annotation, biological process: homophilic cell-cell adhesion; calcium-dependent cell-cell adhesion; adherens junction organization. Gene Ontology annotation, cellular component: adherens junction; plasma membrane; catenin complex. Bases 58 to 2658 code for a protein of 866 amino acids.